AUGGCUAAAAUAAGUGACCAAGACAUUGUGAGCACUUUGAUUGAAUCAGACAGUGAAUUUUCUGAAAAUGGCGAGGACACUCUUGACCAUGAGCAGCCCUGCAGUGGAACUGUAAUCGAAAGAGCAUCGAGGAAAGUGUACACAGUUCCCAAUUUAAGCCAACAUUUGCAGCCCCAAGAUCGCCUUCCUUUCAAGAAAAAUGUCUCAACGACCCUCUAUGGAAGUGAUAAUGUCCUUGUGGAUGUCCUCUCUUACGGUGGUGCGAUGUACGCUGGUGCUAAAGCACAGUUCCAGAAACGAAAAGCUGAAGGACAGAUAUUAAUUACAUCCCCCGAACCUACAGUUGAUUUUUCUCUGAUUCUUGCGUCUGAUGAAAGAGCCACUCACAAUGUCUCUAAGAAGAAAAAAGGUCCUUCGCCUUUGAAGAAGCGUAAAAAUAUCAAACAGAAAAAAGGAUCUAAAGCUGUUAAGAAGCUCCCUUAUGACGACGACGUUGUGUCUUUGCAAAACCGGACUGCGGAAAUAAUAAAUUCAAAAAACAUUGACAGUAUUGGGACUACUCAUAUCAAUCAAGAAUCCGCUUCGCCAGGGCAGAGCAAGAGAUUUAAAAAGAAAAAUUCAAAAGCAAUACUGGCACCAAAUGAAUGGUUAAGAAAUAAACUAGGCGAUAGCGCUACUGUGGAGGCAACUAGAAAAAUGAAGGACGUGUCACAAAGCGAGGGAUACAGUGGCUUGAGUGUUGGAAAGAAUGGUUCUCCUUUAAAACCAAGCGCUAAAAAACAGCUUAAAUUUGGUCCAAAUUCCUUGGAAGAGACAAGCACAACUAUUAGCGAACAGGGACCCGAUGAGAAGCCUCCUAGAAAAAAGACGCAACCUGCUGAAGUUGGAUUUCGAUACUUAAUUGGUUGUAUGUUUACUGAAGAAUACAUAAUGGCCCAUAGCUACCAUGGUCGCAGAAUCAGCCCACCUCUAACAUCUGCUGAUAAAUUUGGAUUAAAAAUGAUCAGAGAUUACUGUGAGUGGUAUGUUCGUCAGUAUGGCAUUCCGUAUGCUGAAUCGCAAAUCAAAAUUGGAAAAGUUUAUACUAAAUACAGAGGCAAUGUUAGAAACAAAAUCAAUAAGAGAAGAAACUACGUGCCGAAAGCCCUGAGGCGUCCUCAUUGAAUAUUGAUGAAAAUACUUUUCGCCAUCGCAAUGUAUAUUUAAAUUAAUAAUAAAA
Neocloeon triangulifer is the source of this 1219-nucleotide messenger RNA. RefSeq lists its product as uncharacterized. The transcript is spliced from 7 exons. The coding region runs from base 1 to 1164 and encodes 387 amino acids. The record is from RefSeq and is a predicted model, not a curated record. NCBI's taxonomy places the organism in Eukaryota, Metazoa, Arthropoda, Insecta, Ephemeroptera, Baetidae.